CGCUUAUACGGAGUCUUCGGUGCGUCGGGUGUGCGUUGAAAGUUUUCGGUCUCUAUUGGAUGUUACCAAGGUAGCCUGUUCCUUUUAGGGAUGAGGCUGUUCAGCAGGAGGCCGCAUAGUGCGAAAAGCUGAAAUGUAGGUAAGACUGUCAGCAUGCACAGCACCCGUGUACCUUGGAGCUUCCAGUCAGCCGCAGCGCUUGAGCCCGGGCCCGGGCCCAGGGUGGCGAGGAAGACAGGGCAGGUGGUAUAAGAGCAGUGACUCUCGGCCCCGUCCGCUCAGAGGGGCUGUCAGCUUGCUCAUCCUUAAUCAGAAAUCAAGCAAGAAUUGAAAAAGAUGAUUAAACGGACACGCUCUGCCCCCUCCGUCCUCGUCACUGGCGUCAGUGCUUCAGGCACGGCCAACCAAACCUCGACGCGGUCGUCGCUGCCCUUCACGGGUGCCACCACCGCGGACGCCAUUGCCGCCACCGUUGCCGCCACCAUUGGCGCCGCGGCCGCAAGCCCGACAGGUGUCCCGGCCCCCCGCCGCAGCCACCCGCUGGGCGUCUAUGCGGGCCCAGGUGUGUGCAAAGUAUAUCAACAAACAACGCCGGCUGCCCCCGCCACAUCCGGACCCGACGGCAAUGGUCCCAGUGCGCCUGGACAGUCAAACCAGGCGCCAGCCCCGGCCCCAACACCAACCGGCAGGCCCAUCCACCGACGCACUCCCGUCCGGGGCCCCAUGCCUUGGCCCGGGGUCGAGCGCUACCGCAUGGACUCCGAGGAGAAGAGGCGGUUCCGCGAACUGUGCCGGAAGGCUCAGUUUACUCUGAGUCCGCUGCCGACACCGUCCGAUGCUUCCCAGGAGGGGAGCUCGACUCAGCCCUCGAGUCCGGCAAUUGGGAUUCCCUCGCCCGCCUACGAGGACCCAAGCCCGUUCCCUCCCGUGCCAGGUCCCGUUCCUCCUCCGCUUCCCGCACCGGUCCCCACACCCGCCGCUCCUCCUGCCGCUCGUCCUGCCGGCGGUCGACUGGGAGAUCCGCUAACCCACGGGGGGUUGCGGCCCAUCCGCCUGUCUAGUCUGUCCUUGGGCUCGGACACAAUGCUCCCGAAUUGGGUUCGUUCUUAAGACUUGGGUUGGAAAAUCGGAAUUCUUGUGUUUUGGGAUUAUCUGGGGGUGGCGUUUGGCGAUUUGAAAGGGCUGUUUGUUGACUUGGCAAUGAUACUACUAUCUAAUCCAAGAGUAUAGAACAUGAGCUGGCUGAGCAGUCUGAGCUUCUAUCUAGACAUCAGCGCCUCAUACUUGGUGCUGCCGCUUUGCAUAACGUGACACCAUCCAUGGUGCGCUUUGGGUCAUCUAGAGAGCCGCCCUUUCAUGCCCCUGGUCUUGGUUGGAUAGGGACACUCCGCACUUCUUCACUUUGAUUGAGUGGCG
Chaetomium strumarium is the source of this 1416-nucleotide messenger RNA. RefSeq lists its product as uncharacterized. The record is from RefSeq and is a predicted model, not a curated record. The transcript has 2 exons. The coding region runs from base 337 to 1110 and encodes 257 amino acids. NCBI's taxonomy places the organism in Eukaryota, Fungi, Ascomycota, Sordariomycetes, Sordariales, Chaetomiaceae.